CCAGCCGGGGCGGGGCGGAGCUGUGGGGCCGCCGGGCGGGGCACAUCCCUCGCCGAGCCGCGGCUGGAUGGCAGCGGCGGGCCCGGGCGCGGCGGCGGCGGCGCACGAGAUCAGCCAGCCCGGCUGAGGCCACUUAGCGAUGACAAAACAAAAGCUUCUGCUUGAUGGAACACUCUCCUUGUUUCUGGUCGUGGCCUGUGAAGCUCAGCAGCUCCUGAGGAGUCAUGUUGCUGCCAGUUCUGGUCCUCUGUGUGAGAAGGAGGCAGAAUCCUGGGGAAAUAUUUUCAGCAGCGAGCGGCUGGAUGCCUGGAUCUGUUCCCUCAUCGGUUCAUUCAUAGUGGGGCUGAGUGGCGUCUUCCCCUUGCUGGUGAUCCCAUUUGAGACAGGUGCCGCUCUGCGGUCAGAAGCUGGAUCACACCGUUUGAAGCAGUUGUUGAGUUUUGCAAUUGGUGGGCUACUGGGGAAUGUGUUUCUGCACUUGCUUCCUGAAGCCUGGGCCUACACAUGCAGUGCAACAACAGGAGAAGGGCAGAGCUUUCAGCAACAGAAGCUUCUGGGUCUCUGGGUGAUCAUUGGUUUCCUGACCUUCCUGGUGCUAGAGAAGAUCUUCCUAGAGAAAGAAGAGGAGGAGUGCCCUGGUGUGGGCUGUGAUUCCAAAGCACUGGCUGGAAAGAUUCCCAAUGGAAGCGGCUACCCCCUUUCAAAGGUGACAGGCCAAUCCCAAAGAGCAGGAACAGGUUCAACUCAGUGUAAUGGCUCCUCUCUCCAGUCUUGCCCAACAGACAACAGAAUCAAGAUUAGCGGAUACCUCAAUCUGCUGGCCAACACCAUUGAUAACUUUACACAUGGCCUGGCAGUAGCAGCCAGCUUCCUGGUUAGCAGAAAGGUUGGGUUCCUAACCACAAUGGCCAUUCUCCUGCAUGAAAUCCCGCAUGAGGUUGGAGACUUUGCAAUCCUACUUCGGGCUGGCUUUGACCGCUGGAGUGCAGCCAAGAUGCAGCUUUCCACAGCUCUAGGGGGGAUUCUAGGAGCCUGCUUUGCAAUAUGUGCUCAGUCACCAAAAGGAGCAGGGGAAACGGUAGCCUGGAUCCUCCCUUUCACUUCUGGAGGAUUUCUAUAUAUUGCCUUGGUAAAUGUUGUGCCUGAUCUCCUGGAGGAAAAGAACCCUUGGAACUCCCUGCAGCAAAUUCUGCUCCUGUGUACAGGCAUUACAGUCAUGGUGCUACUCUCGCUCACAACCGAGUGACCUCUGCGCAGACCCCAUGAUGCCUCCCAGAGCCGCCACGGUGACUCUGAGCUGUUACAAAGCAAUAAGGAACACUAAUGUCAAUUCCUAUGUGUGUGCGUGCAGAUCUGGCUGCUAAUGUGACAAGCAGGGGACAAAGAGGUCUGGGUGUGCAGGACUUUGUUCCCUGGCUCUCCUAUCCCUGUUCUGCUAAAAUCCACACAUUAAGGGCUUCCAGUUUUUUUUUUUUGUCUGUUUGCUUUAUGGAGCAAAAGAUACAGUGAGCAGAAACGAACUGAACAACUGCUGCACAGCAAAAGGACAAUGUUUCAUUUGGUUCAUUCUGAUGGAACUGUACCUCCCAAGCUCUUGUGUGAAAAUACCAGAGGCAAUUCCUGUAGCUGAUGAAGAGGAGGGACUUUUCCUACCACUCCAAUGGCUGAGGCAGAAAAAGGAUAGCAAAUCAAAAAUAAACUAACAGCUUUAGCCAGAACUACCUACCCAUGAGAAGUUACGGUGCUAUGAGACGGGGGAAAAGACCGUUUCCAAUUUGAUCUCUGGCUUUUUGUUGACAUCAGUUGUUCCUAAAGGUAGUAUUAGCCUCAGCGGUCCACCUCUUUGGUCUAUUUUGUAUUUGUUGAUUUUGAAAUAGAGCCAAAAGCUUUUGAGGCACUUUAGGAUAGGCCACUCCAAUAGCCAGCACAGCCUGUUUAUCUGAAAAAAUGGUCAGUAAAUGUUUCUUCUAUUGCCAUACUACCAGCUCACCUACAUCUGGAAGGAAAGCCACGUGUUCGUUGCAACUGAGCUCCCUCUCCUCAUAACUAUUAGCAGAACAUGGCUCUGAGCCUACCUUUGAGACCCAACUCACCCACUGUCUGCCCCGCACCACGUUUCAGUGCUCUCUUGAGGUGUAGGAUGUUGGCCCUGCCUGGCAUGCUACAGCAGCCCUAGGCUGUCAUGGCAGGGGUCUGGGCACUUUGGGCAAUAGCUGAACACUACAGCCUGGUCAGCAGCCAAUAACCCCGGGUUAGCUUCCCCUCUGUUCAGUGUAGACUAUUUAAGAGCAUGCUAUAACCAAAAAUAUAGACGGUAGCCUAUUUCUGGGCUUCUUACCUUGCAGUGGAGCUAGUCUGCUCGGGAUGGCUGGAUAAAUAAUACUGACAGCCCUUAAAGGAAGGGGCAUGGUAGCAAAUAAUACUGGAGGGAGGUUGAAAUGAGAAGGGUGGAACUUGGUGAAAAGAUUUUUAAAAAUGGGUCUGGAAAAGCUGUGAGCUAAAUAAGGAGAGAAGGGAAUAUGAAAGGGUGACAGUAAGUAUGCCUUAAGAGGAGUUUUCUGUUGUGUGAUGCUUGGGAUAAAAUUUUUGGCAAUUUGAGACCAAUAAAAAUAAAUUACAUUUCCAGUGCUUUGCCCACAUCCCAGCUCACGGGGAUGACCAGGCCAUCGUUGUCCGGGGGUGUUUUAUUGCCAUGGAGCUGUGCACAGUUAUUGGAUCAUCCCUUCUGCAAAGCUUAUUCUUGCUUUGCUUAAAUCUGUUUAAAAACAGGUCUAAUUGAACUGGCAGAGUCAUUGGACACAAAACAGUUACCACAUUGUGAAUUGCACCAACUCAGCUCUGUCUUUAAACAGUUUUUGUAAAUCAGUACAGCUCUCCAGUCUACACAGGGCCUUAUCAAGAGGGCUCUUCCCAUGGGAGGAUGAUUUGGGUCAGAGCAAGAUGCAGGUACGCUGCCCACAGCAGAGGCAUUUACUUCCCCAAGAGAUUCCUGAACUGUUGACAUAGUUCUUUUUUUUCGACAGCUCCCGUCCUACUUUUCAGAGUGCUGAAGAGCUCAUGCUUGCAGUUUUCUCUGCCCGUAAACUGCUGCCUGCAAUUUUUUCAGCUUUCCUUACCCCAGGCUUACAUCAGUAACUAGUUUCAUUGCAACAAGGAGGGAGGCUUAAUGCAAUUUUUUUUGUCCUCUUUACAAAGUUGCCUUCCUUUGCCAACUACUCCCUCUGUCAUUCAGUUGUCACAAAGUCUGAGUAGCAUCUGCUACCUGCUUUCCUGGAAGGAGGAUUAAUCUGAACAGCCUGCUGGGACUAGGGGAGUAGGCUAACUUUCUAGUUCUAGCUUUGGGGUGUUUUUUCCUCCCACCCUCCUCCCCCUUGCCCAGGGAUUGAAGCUAAGCGGAUGCUGUAGUAGGGCACUGGCGGAAGCAGCUUUCCAUAGAAUGACAUGCCUGCUCUUUCCCAAGAUGUCUGUCUCAAAAUGAGGCUGGUAUUUAAGUUGAGGCAUUGCCAGGUGAGUGCCCAUGCGUUAGUGUUGUUGCAUCAGCCACGAGCCUUGCCAAGACUGAAAACCACCGUCAGGAUUUUGCAUUCAGGAAUGCGAAGUGGAUGACACUGAAGAAGGAAUUUCUGAGUUGUUUUUCUUGGCUGCUACCACAGGCCUGGACAGUCUGCAGUUUUUGGGAGAUACUCAGCUAGGAGGUAGCAUGGGGCUUGCGGGGGGUGGGAAGGGCUUGUUCGUUUUCUACUACAUCAGCCCUGGGGCUGAGGAUGGAGAACCUCGGGAGGAAAUGGAGCAUUGCUCCACCACCUUUGUCACUUUUGGAAAUGCAGAGAGAAUAGUAUUUUCUAGUUCUAUUUUUUCAGAUGCUCUUUUGCAUUUUCCCCCUUCAUCUGUAUUGGUCUGCUCUGCAUGGAGACAAUAGAGAUGAAAUAAAUGGUUUUCCACGA
Messenger RNA from Phalacrocorax carbo (great cormorant), 3944 nucleotides. The record is from RefSeq and is a predicted model, not a curated record. NCBI's taxonomy places the organism in Eukaryota, Metazoa, Chordata, Aves, Suliformes, Phalacrocoracidae.